AUGUUGAGCACGACGAUCGCGGUGUGGUGCCUGUGGUGGGCGGGCGCGGGCGGCGUGCGGCCGGCGCCGCUGGGCGUGCCGCGCUGCUGCGGCGCGGGGCAGGCGCUGGAGCCGGGCGCGCUGCGCGGCGUGCUGGCGCGCGGCGCCGCGGCGGCCGCGUGCCGCGCGCAGGCCGCGCCGCGCGCCUGGGCGCCGCGCGUGUACGCGCCCGCGCGCGGCGCCUACCUGGAGCGCGGCCGCCUGCCCGCGCACUGGCGGCUGCUGGACGGCGCCCUGCCGGCCUGCGACGAGCUGCGCGUCCUGCCCGAGCACUCGGCCCCGUACGCCUUGCUCGCCAACAACGGCACCCUGCUGCUGCCCGGGCCGACUCCGGCGGCUUUGCCCCCGGACCGUUACUGCGGCGACGCGGCGGCCGCGCUCGUGUGCGCCGAAGACGCGCGUUCCGCCGCCGUGUCGAAGUGUUGCGCCGAGGGACGUAUAUUUGACGGCGCCGGUUGCGUGGCGAACGAGGACGCCGCUCGCGCCGCUCUCGAGGAGCUGACCGCUCUCGCUAACGCGUCGGGUAUCGGCGUGGGGCGCGGCUGGCCGGCGUGUGCCGCCGGGCCGCGCUGGGCCGAGGCGGGCGCGCUGGCGGGCGCGCGGCUGCGGGCCGACGGCACGCUGGAGCUGGCGGCGGGUGCGCUGGCGCCGGGCACGUGGUGCGCCGACGCGGCGCAGGGCGCGGCCGGCACCCGCGUGCUGGCUUGCGAGGCGGACGCGCGCGCCGCCCGGCCGCGGCGGCCGCUGCGGCACACGCUGUACGGCGCGGGGCUGGCGGUGGGCGCCGCGUUCCUGGCCGCCACGCUGGCCGCGGGCUUCGCGCUCCCGGCGGCGCACCACGCGCUGCACUGGCGCUGCCAGACGCACUACGUGGCGGCGCUGAUGCUCGGCGACGCGCUGCUGGCCGCCACGCAGCUCGCCGGCGAGGCGGUCCCGCCGACUCUGUGCCGAGCGCUCGCGGUCUGCAUGCAUUUCCUCUUCCUGUCGGCGUUCUUCUGGCUAAAUACGAUGUGCUUCAACAUCUGGUGGACUUUCCGGGACUUCCGGCCGACGAGCCUGGAGCGCGGGCAGGAGGCGUGGCGGCUGCGGGUGUACAUGCUGUACGCGUGGGGCGGGCCGCUGCUGGUGGCGGGCGCGGGCGCGGUGCUGGACGCACUGCCGCCGCGGCCGGGGCUGCUGCGGCCGCGGUUCGCGGAGGAGCGCUGCUGGUUCGCCGGCGACGUGGAGAUCCUCGUGUACUUCUUCGGGCCGGUGGGCGUGCUGCUGCUCGUCAACCUGGCGCUGUUCGUGUCCACCACGCGCCAACUGACCUGCGGCCUGUGGCGCCGCGACGAGGUCAAGUCCACUUCCGAGCGCGCGGCGCUGGGGCGAGUGUGCGCCAAGCUGGUGGUGGUGAUGGGCGUGACGUGGGGCGCCGACGUGGUGUCGUGGGCGGCGGGCGGGCCGCACUACGUGUGGUACGCGACGGACCUGCUGAACGCGCUGCAGGGGCUGCUGAUCUUCCUGGUGGUGGGCUGCCAGCCGCACGCGUGGGCGGCGCUGCGCGGCGCGGCGCGCGCCUGCUGCCGGCGCGCGCCGCCGCGGGCCGCGUCCUCCUCGCACCUGCCGUCCGUGGGCGAGUCGCUCACGCACACCACGCCCGCGCCGCCCGCGCCGCCCGCGCCGCCCGCCUCGCAAGCCGGCAAGAUCCCCAUGGAGACCGUGUGCUGAGAGCGCCGCCGGCCGCGGACUCCGACUUAGCUUUAAAACGUACGUCACUUUGUACUCGAUAUUUAUUCGACAGUAUUAUUUUUGUAUUGUUAUCGACGAUUACAGUAUCGGUGUUGUGUCGUAUGAGGCGGUCCCCGCCGCCGUAGACUGUAGCUCAGCGCUUUGUAUAUGUGUAUGUAAGUUGUGUGUACGAGCGGAGCGGCGCCGCCGCCCGUGAUGACGAGUCUUGCCCUGAUCGAUUGUUGACCACAAAUAAACACUGAUGAAAUCUA
Pectinophora gossypiella (pink bollworm) is the source of this 2021-nucleotide messenger RNA. It is a transcript of the gene mthl1, whose product is annotated as probable G-protein coupled receptor Mth-like 1. Gene Ontology annotation, biological process: cell surface receptor signaling pathway; G protein-coupled receptor signaling pathway. The record is from RefSeq and is a predicted model, not a curated record. Gene Ontology annotation, cellular component: membrane. Lineage: Eukaryota; Metazoa; Arthropoda; Insecta; Lepidoptera; Gelechiidae. The transcript has 4 exons. Gene Ontology annotation, molecular function: G protein-coupled receptor activity. The coding region runs from base 1 to 1749 and encodes 582 amino acids.